AAACAAAUCAUCCAACCCUUUUUUUCAUGUGACAGAAGAUAAAUUAUUCAACCAAACAUUAUCCAUGUCAGGAAUAAAAAAGAAGCAAUUUCGUUUUAGAAUCCCGUGGAUAUCAGGUUCUUCAUCCAAGGGAUCUUCUUUUCAUCGAAAACAAAGAGCAAAGUCUUCUUCAGAAUUAGUCUAUGCUCCAACACAGCCUCUUCCUACUCCAAUAUCUGAACCUCAAACAACUCUAGAGAGAAAAGUGAUGUUUGCGGUCUCAACAUCGAAGCCUAGUGAAAAUAACCUCGAAGUACCUGCAAUACCGGUCACCUCAAACGUAUCGAACUCCGCCAUGAGUACGAAUGAUGAUGUAACAAAUCUUGUUAAUAGAGUCGCUACUGUGAAUCCAGUAACACUGCUUCCGACAGAUGACAAAACAGUUAGUGUUGUAACUCUAGCAGGUGACAACAGAGGCGCAACAAUGCAUGUUGCAGGUUCGCAAUCCCAAUCAACAAGGAAAAAUGGUUCAAUCCAAAACAUACACAGAACCAACAAGGAAGAAGAUAAAGACGAAGCCGGAAAAGCAUAUGUUAACAGUAACAUACAAAGUAUGAACAAUUCAUUCAUGAUUCAAGGUUCAGUAUCCGGACGAGACCCUGGUGUUCGUGUCAUUCUUCCCCAACAGCCUCAGCCACAGCCUCAGCCACAGCCUCAGCCCCAGCCUCAGCCUCAGGUUAGCCGGGUAGAGAAGUUAACUUACCAGCCAAUUGUUAGAAGACGAUGCUUGAGAGGACUUAUGGUGGAACCGAGUGAUUCGGAUCCUGAGAAUCCUGAUAAACCUCGACGUCAUGGAUGCAAAUUCAGUUGCGGAGAUGUUAGAAAAGAUAAAGUGAUUCUGUAACAAAAUUAUAAAAGACAAAAGUAUUAUCUAUUCCUAUAAUCCACUUGAGAUAUCAUACCAGGAUUUUGAUUUUACAUGUUGACAACAUCCAAACUAUGUAUAGUUAAUUCUAUCCUUCUUUGUUUAGUUGUUUCAAGCA
Lathyrus oleraceus (garden pea) is the source of this 1022-nucleotide messenger RNA. RefSeq lists its product as uncharacterized. The coding region runs from base 65 to 883 and encodes 272 amino acids. NCBI's taxonomy places the organism in Eukaryota, Viridiplantae, Streptophyta, Magnoliopsida, Fabales, Fabaceae. The transcript has a single exon. The record is from RefSeq and is a predicted model, not a curated record.